UCCAGGAGUUUAUUGACGGGGCAGAGCACGGUCUGAUAUACAUGAGUCUGGGAUCCAAUGUCAGGAGCAGCGGUUUGCCGUGGCAGAAAGUCCAGGCCUUCCUGGACGCCUUUCGGGAACUCCCACAGCGCGUCCUCUGGAAGUGGGAGAACAAGACCCUACCCGGACAGCCACCAAACGUGAUGGUCAGCAAGUGGUUGCCUCAGCAGGACAUACUAGCUCACCGAAAAGUGCGCCUCUUCAUCACACAGGGAGGCCUUCAGAGCAUGAACGAAGCGAUGUAUCACGCAGUUCCCUUUCUUGCCAUUCCGUUCUUUGCUGACCAACCGUACAAUGUGGCCAAGAUUGUGCAAGCUGAACUUGGAGUCUCUCUGCAAUUCAACGAUCUCACAAAGGACUCCAUACUUCAACAUUCGCGAGCUGUUCUAGAGAAUCAAAGGUACAAAGAGAACAUGAACAGGCUAUCAGAGAUAUUCCGCGAGCACCAGGCGGACUCUUUGGAGCGCGCCGUGUGGUGGGUGGAGUAUGUGAUACGUCACAAGGGGGCCCCGCACAUGCGCAGUGCUGCCCUCGACCUGCACUGGUGGCAGCUGCUACUACUCGACGUCAUCGCUUUCAUCUUGCUGUCAACGUGCGCCGUUAUGUACGCCGCCUUCUACUUCAUACGGCAGAUCACUGUUGCGAUGAAGGAUACUAAGAGAAAAGUGCAGAAACAGUUGUGAUGUACGACGCCUCUAUUUAGCUGUUUAAUCACGUUUCUCAUACUGAACUGCCUCAUAUGUUGAAGAGUGUACUCUUCUUUCUAAGUAUGAUUCAUGCUAUAAACAUUAUGAUGUGAAUGCACAACACCAGAUUGAUCCUGUUA
Schistocerca americana (American grasshopper) is the source of this 865-nucleotide messenger RNA. Its product is annotated as UDP-glycosyltransferase UGT5-like. The transcript is spliced from 3 exons. Lineage: Eukaryota; Metazoa; Arthropoda; Insecta; Orthoptera; Acrididae. The record is from RefSeq and is a predicted model, not a curated record. Gene Ontology annotation, molecular function: UDP-glycosyltransferase activity. The coding region runs from base 42 to 722 and encodes 226 amino acids.